GGUGCCUUAAGGCCAUCACUAGUCGAGGGGUCUCCCUCUUUGGGAGUACGAGCAGGAGAGACCGAUCCCGUGGUGUACAGGAGAGACAAGGGAACGGGAGAGAACGAAACGUACCAUGGUCUCAUGGAUUCUGCCUGCACUCUGCGACCAUUCCGCAGUAACACGUCGUUCAAGUCGGUUUCGCAGCGUUCCCUGGUCCUAGCCUCUUGCCACGAGGCACCACUCGUCCUCGAGAUGCUCAAAGAACUGAUUUAUCGAGGGACCAACUUUUUUUAGUGAUCCUCUUCUCUGAACAAACUUUAUCCUUCAAAUGAUUUUGAUUUCCUGAAAAGUCUCUCGAUCGGUGGAAUUUCACGUGCCAAAUAUGGUUAGGAUUCUUUGAACUCUUUGGUUUCGAGGUGGUGAACGGUGAACAAGAUAACUUUAACAAAUUUCGCGUCAAAGGAUAUCGUGGCCGGUGAUUCUCGAGACAUUCGAGAUCAAAUAAGAGUCAUUGACUCUUAGGAAUCAAUUGUGUUUCGGUUGUUCCGAUGACGUUUCGUUUUUCGAAUCUAAGAAGAUGAAAGAUCACGAAGAAGGUCGAGAGGAUUUUAUCAUGGUGAACAACGAUGCUUGUCGUGAACGCCUCGAGAAGCGGAAGUGACAAGAAUCUUUCGGUGUUUGAAGAGUUCAUGGGAUGAUUGAGAAUUAAAAUGUGUUUGUCCAUUGGUGUUUCGAGUGACUGCUUUGGCUGACACUUCCGUGACCGGUUGUUCGACAAACAGAAAAGGAUUUUUUUUCAUUUAUUAUCUCAUUUAUUUGUGAAAAUCAAGUGUUUCGAUAUUUAAGAUGAGAUAUGAAUUACGUCGUGUGAAAAAUGAUCGAUUUCCCGCGAAAUAUCGGAAAUUUGAAGAACGAUACGAUGGAAAUCGUCCAACACGGAUUGUGUUAUCGAUAUUAAUUCAAAAGUAAAGUGGUUCUCUCCGAUAAAAAGUGGAAAAGUGGUCAAUCUUGUCCAGAGCAAUAAUUAACUCGUCUUUAACGACUUUGGAUACACCCGGUUCGGCAAGAUGGCGGCCUGCAGCGGCUUACUCAUUAUUCUGCGAUUACUUCUCAUCGCCGUGGCCUCGACCGUGCCAGGAACAUGGAUAAAUAUCGGUUUGCAACACUAUCCACAAUUGGACACUGCUCAGAUGAUGGAGACUUAUGACGUAGCCGCGUCUAGCAUUUGUCACGGGUUGAAAGGGCUUUCGCAAGGCCAAGGAAAGCUUUGUCAAUUAUCGGUGGAUCAUAUGCCGAGUGUGGCUAAGGGUGCAAAAUUUGGGAUUCUUGAGUGUCAACAUCAGUUCCACGAUCGAAGAUGGAAUUGUUCCACUGUCUCUAAUGAAUCCGUGUUUGGACCUAUGCUUAGAAUAGCGAGUAGAGAAACUGCAUUCGUUCAUGCAAUCACAACUGCAGGAGUGGUGUAUUCAAUAAGUCGAUCUUGCAGAGACGGACAAUUAUCUUCAUGUGGUUGUUCUAGAAGUAGCAGACCCAGAGAUCUAAAACGAGAUUGGAUCUGGGGUGGAUGCGGGGAUAAUCUCGAAUACGGUUACAAAUUUACACAAGCAUUUGUUGAUGUAAAAGAACGUGAACGAAGCUUUAAAAGAGGUAGCAGAGAACAAGGUAGAAGUCUAAUGAAUCUUCAUAAUAACGAAGCUGGACGUAGGGCGGUUAUAAAACGAUCCAAAGUAACAUGUAAAUGCCAUGGAGUUUCUGGAAGUUGUAGUUUAAUUACUUGCUGGCAGCAACUUGCAUCAUUUCGAGAAAUUGGUGAUUUUCUUUUAGAUAAAUACGAUGGAGCAACAGAAGUCAGAGUAAAUAGACGUGGCCGUCUAUCUAUGCGAGAUCCAAGAUUUUCGUUACCUACAGCGAAUGAUUUAGUUUAUUUGGAUGACUCCCCAAACUAUUGUCUUCCUAAUGAAACACUUGGAUCAUUAGGUACACAUGGAAGAAUUUGCAACAGAACAUCAUCUGGCAUGGAUGGAUGUAAUCUUCUUUGUUGUGGUAGAGGUUAUAAUACACAAAAAUCAACUAUCAAAGAAAGAUGCGAAUGCAAAUUUCGUUGGUGUUGUUUCGUUGAAUGCAAAACUUGUGUCAAAAGCGUAGAUAUUUAUACUUGCAAAUAAAAUUUAAAUUAAUCACA
Messenger RNA from Apis cerana (Asiatic honeybee), 2164 nucleotides. Its product is annotated as protein Wnt-5b. Gene Ontology annotation, cellular component: extracellular region. The record is from RefSeq and is a predicted model, not a curated record. NCBI's taxonomy places the organism in Eukaryota, Metazoa, Arthropoda, Insecta, Hymenoptera, Apidae. Gene Ontology annotation, molecular function: cytokine activity; frizzled binding. Gene Ontology annotation, biological process: multicellular organism development; cell fate commitment; neuron differentiation.